Molecule: messenger RNA, 5092 nt
Organism: Equus caballus (horse)
Lineage: Eukaryota; Metazoa; Chordata; Mammalia; Perissodactyla; Equidae
Gene: RASL10A
Product: RAS like family 10 member A
Molecular function (GO): GTPase activity; GTP binding
Source: RefSeq, a predicted model, not a curated record
GCUUUGGCCAUUGGGAGCUCUUUCAGGCAGGCUCUGUGUCCCUUUGACAUGCCACCAUCCUUUUGUUUCUUUGGAGCAUUCCCUUACUUUCUGAUAUUUCAAGACGCUGCAGGCUCAUCUUGUGUUUGUCCUGCUCCAACCCUGGCCUCAGCCAUUUCUCCAACGAGCCUGGUUCCUUUCCCUGGAGAGUGGUCUUAGAGACCAAGAGCUGGGUGCUGGGUGUGCUUGUUAUUCUAUGGUGGCCCUUCAGCAGACAGAUCCAGGAAAUCUGUGUGUGCAUGCAUACCCACAUAGACAUGCCUACACCUCCAUUAGGUUUUGUAACUAAUAGCUAUUUGCAUAUAAAAACGAAAUUGUUUCAUGUGUACAAAUUUUGUUCCCCUCCAAGCCUUACUAAAUUGUCUUGUUUUCCUCUUUGUAUCAUCUCAUCUCACCCCACAACAACUCUAUGAAGUCAAGACCAUUAUUGUCCCCUUUAUAGAGAAGGAAACUGAGGCUCAGAGAAUUCAAGUAACUUGCACAGAUGACACACCCCUGGGAGGAGGUUUCAAACCCAAGAGGUCUCACUUUGGGGGCCUGCAAGCUCUGCCCUCAUGGCUGUAAGACCCCGCUGGCCUUCAGGAAGCUAACCAGCUACACUCAAUGCGCAGCAUUAUGAUGAUGACCAAGGACCCACUAGGCGCCAGGCAUCUCAGAGGUAGGGGCGCCUGCCCAUUCAGGGCUUAGGAAGUAAGUUACUGCUGGGACAAGUGGUGUGGAGCUGUGAUCAACAGGCAAGACAGACCAUGAUUAAUGGUCAGUGGAAUGGCCCAGAUGGCUGGGCCAGAGGAGUCCAGAGCAAGUACCCCUGGGAGCUGAAUGCAAUGCAGGGUGCUCAACCCCAGGGAAGGGCUGAAAUCAGGCCAGUUGGGAAGAAGCCAUGUGGCAAAGAUCAGGCAGUAGUGGGGACAUCCAGUCAUGGGGGGCUAGGGCAAUGAUCGAGGGGACACAGAAUUCUCCACCAGUGCCUGUCCCUCUCAACCACCACCCAGCCCACCCCACUUAGUGUGGCUUAGUCCUUCAGGGCUCAGCUUAGGUGUGUCACCAGGCCCUUCCUGAGCCCCUACCAUCAGCCAGGCUGGUGCCUGCCCCCGGUCCCCUCAGCCCACAGACCUGAACCAGCCCAGUGCUCCUGUUUCCAUCUGUCUGUGCCUGGUUGCAUGUCUGUCUCCCUGACAAGUCACGGAGGGCAGGCCGUGUGCGCAGCACCACGUCCCAUGUGCUGAAGGAGCAGAUGUGUGGAUGCUUGGUGGGUGCUCCCUGGAGCAGCGGACAGGAGCAUGGGAACCGUGGUGCAGCAGCCAGCAGCCUGACUGCCCCUCCUUGGGGAGGGAGGGAGGGGACCAAUGAGAGAAACUUUGAAAUUCACAUCCCAGGCUGACAGGCAGCCCAAGUUGUCUGGCUUGCUAGCUUUGGGAAGCCUGGCACCAGGGCUGCCCACUCCUGUCACAGCUAAGCUCAGCCCCUUUGGGUGACAGGGGGCCUUCCUCAAAGUCCCUCCUCACGGGGCCAUGGGCUCCAGCUGACCUCUUCCUGAAGUCCCUUUGGCCCCUGGGCCCAGAUGAAGUUGAGUUUCUCAGAAAGUCAGGCAGUGGCCCAAGGUCCUGGGUUCCAGUCCACGGGCUGCCAUUUUCCUGCUGAACAAUUUUGGGCCAAUCAUCACAUCCCUCUGAGUCUCGAUGAGCACGCAGCCAUGGGUCAGGGCUUGGCACAAGCACAUCAUAGGUCCUUGGCAAAUGGGAACUGCUGUUAGUGAUGCUGAUGCAAGAGUCUACUAGGGAAUGUGCCAGCCCAGCGGAGUGUGCAGCUCUGUGGGAGCUUUAGGACAGCCCCUGUCCACAGUGUCCUCCAUCGUUCCAAAACCACACACUGAGAAAGCACAUGGGGACUCAGAGCCACCUCACACACAGCCCUGUUUUUGGUUCCUGAAGAAGCCCUGCCCAAGGAGGUACUCUGUCAGAAUGUGAAGCAAGGAAGGUUUUCCAGAGGAAAGACACCCAGAACUGGCUCCCAAGGGUGUGCAGGAGCAAGGAGAGAGGAUGCUCCGGGCAGGGAAGGGGGACAGUGCCAAGAACCUUAAGGCAGACCGUGCUGAUGUCAGUCCCACAUCCUGCUGAGUGCCAAAAGGGACGGGGUGCUUAGUUUAUUUACUCCCUGCCUUGUUCCCCAAAGGAAGUGAGGCAGCUCACAAACCCCAAAAGCCUGAAAAGAGGAGAAAUCUAGUGAAGGGAAAAGUCAUGGUGCAAAAGGAAGAGGAAGUCAGGGGUCCCCACUCACCGGGCUUUAAGAUCUGGAACACCUGCCAGAGGUAGCUACAAGUCUGGCUCUCAGCUCCCUAGUGGCUGAGGAGAAGAGUGAAAGCAGACCCAGGGCCCUGAUCCAGUGUGAAAGGACGAAAACACACUCACUGGUCUGGAGAAACACCUCUGGUUGCCAUCACCUGCUGCUUCUCCACUCCAUGGCUUACCUCCUCCUCUCUCUUCCACCUCCUCCAGGCUUCGGUGGGCACGUUGUCUGUGCUCUUACAGUUCCUGGAUCCCAUGUGUUCAGAACCUUCUCUCUUAAGGCAAGACUUUCUUUCUUUUUUAAAUGCAUCUCAGCACCCUGGCAAGCAGUAAGAUUGAGAAUAUUUUCUGAAGAGACAGAUAAGUGAAAUCCUUGGGCAGCACAGGAACAUGGAGAUGUCUGUGCAUCUCUCCCAGUACCUGGGCAUCUGGUCAGAGACGUGGGAGCCCCCUCUGCAGGCAGGAGGCAAGCAGAAGCAGAGGGUGGGCAAACCCAGACUUUCCAAGCUGUGAUGCGGAAAAAGCUUCUCACCAGGCCCCAGGGAGCGGGCAUUUGGGCUUUGAGGGAAGCUGCAGGUGGAGACUCGGGCAGAAAAGUUGGCCUUAGCAGGGACCAAGGUGGUGUUGGCCAAUUGCUGGAUCUUUCAGCCUUGUUGGGACAGGGAUUUGGGGCUGAGCUGCUGUGACCCAGUGGGUACUCACUCAGCACCCUCUCUCCCGCCCUCCCUCAGUGACGGCCAUUUGACAUGGGGGGCGGGGGGGGGGGUGGUGCUCCUCAGAGGGACCACAAGGCUGCAGGUCAGGGGCCAUCCACUUCCCCCAACCCUGGAGAGUCCCCUCUCGGGCCUGUGUUCUCUCUCAAACGGAGAUACCAGGUGGAGCCUGUGGCUUCCAGGAUCACCAUCACGUAGGUAACAGUUUAGUAAAAAGCCUGGCAUGUAGUAAGUUCUCAAGAAACGGUGUCUGCCUUUGAUGGAUGCGGAGCAGAGAGCCAGCGCAGUGCGGCGACUCACCCAAGGUCACACAGCCAGGGCUGGAUCCGACCCCGGGCGGCCUGACUCCGGCGGGCCGGGGUUUGUCUCGAGCCAGCUUGGGGAGCGGUGUUUGGAGGAGCGGACGCGGACGUGGGCGGGAAGGGACUUCUAUUUUGGAACCGGUGAGAGGAUCGCUGUUCGCCGAGAGGGUGGGUUUCUCCCCGGGCUCCCUGCGCCCCAGUCACCUUCUUGCGACCCUUCCCGGGAGGGGCGUCCUGGGCGGGUAGGGGGAGGUGGGAGCGGUGGGCGGGCGGUUACCUCAUCGCUGCCUCCCGGAGGCUCCGCUCGCUCGCUCGCUCGCACCGCCGGCUGGGGCGGCGACUCCGGGCGCUGGAGCGAGAGAAGGACGGAGGGACGGAGGCGCCGAGAGGCAGCGCUGCCCCGCGCCCCGCGCCGCUGUGGACCCGCGCGGCCGGGAGGUCGGACCUCGGUGCCUGCGCUGCCCGUGGCGCCUCCGGUCGCGCUGCGGGGCCGAGGCGGUGUCUGCGCGCCGCGCGCCGGCUCAUCUCUCCAGAGCUUCUGCACCCGCCGGAGCUGCUCGUGCGUCCGCCGUCGGCCUGCGCGGCUGUCUGUCCGGCCUCCCGCCGCCAGCUCCGUCCCCUGACCUGGCCUCGUCGGGCCCCGGGUGCGCCGGGGGCCGAUGAGGAGUGAGGCGGGGCUGGGGCGCACGGGGCAGGGCGCACGGCGCGGCGCCGGCCCAUGAGGCUUCCCAGCGCGGGGCGCGGCAGCGCGCGCGGGCCAUGGGGGGCAGCCUGCGGGUGGCCGUGCUGGGCGCCCCGGGUGUGGGCAAGACGGCCAUCAUCCGUCAGUUCCUGUUCGGUGACUACCCCGAGCGCCACCGGCCCACGGACGGGCCGCGCCUCUACCGGCCCGCGGUGCUGCUCGACGGCGCUGUCUACGACCUCAGCAUCCGGGACGGCGACGGCGCUGGCCCGGGUGUGAGCCCCGGGGGUCCAGAGGAGUGGCAGGAUCCUAAGGACUGGAGCUUGCAGGACACGGACGCCUUCGUGCUCGUCUACGACAUCUGCAGCCCGGACAGCUUCGACUACGUGAAGGCGCUGCGGCAGCGCAUCGCCGAGACCAGGCCGGCGGGCGCACCGGAGGCACCCAUCCUCGUGGUAGGCAACAAGCGGGACCGGCAGCGGCUGCGCUUCGGGCCUCGGCGCGCGCUGGCCGCCCUGGUGCGCAGAGGCUGGCGCUGCGGCUACCUCGAGUGCUCCGCCAAGUACAACUGGCACGUGCUGCGUCUCUUCCGCGAGCUGCUGCGCUGCGCUCUGGUGCGCGCCCGCCCUGCACACCCGGCCCUGCGCCUGCAGGGGGCGCUGCACCCGGCGCGCUGCAGCCUCAUGUGACCGAAUUGGACGCCGCCGCCAGUGGGGGGGGCGGAGGGCCAACGCCUAUUUGACUGGAACAACCAGGGACCUGGAUUGGACGAGAUUGCCCAACUUCUCUCGGAUUGGACAGAACAGAGUUUCUUCCGUGAUUGGAUGAGGAAAGCUCCCACCCAGUCUCCUGGGCGACAGGCUUCUCUUUGAGCCUCAUUGGACCCAGCCAGGCCCCAGGCCCCAGUGGACAAGGUCAGUCUUUUCUGGACCUCACUGCGUCAUGAUCCCAUUGGAUGGAAGGGAACUGGCUAUGAAUCUGAUUGGAAGCUCUCAGACUACUCCUGGAGUUUCAUUGGACAAACUCUUAAGUCAUGCCUCUCAGGAGGUAAUAAAGGACAAUUCACAUGCA